Molecule: messenger RNA, 1009 nt
Organism: Hibiscus syriacus
Lineage: Eukaryota; Viridiplantae; Streptophyta; Magnoliopsida; Malvales; Malvaceae
Product: agamous-like MADS-box protein AGL65
Exons: 10
Coding region: 191-931 (246 amino acids)
Biological process (GO): positive regulation of transcription by RNA polymerase II
Molecular function (GO): DNA-binding transcription factor activity, RNA polymerase II-specific; RNA polymerase II cis-regulatory region sequence-specific DNA binding; protein dimerization activity
Source: RefSeq, a predicted model, not a curated record
AUUUUCACACCGCGCUAGUCUUUCUCCAUCUAUCUUCCCUUUCUCUCUUAUCGUUCCCUUUUUCCCUCUCUAUCUUUCUCUCCGUGCCCUUUGGUGUUCUCUUCUUUGGCUCAAUAAUCAACCUCUCCCCCUCCUUUAACACGUUUGGAUUAUGCACUUUCAACUCCUCGUUUGAUUUUGCUCAUUUGGGAUGGGAAGGGUUAAGCUAAAGAUAAAGAAGCUAGAGAACACAAAUGGCCGCCAGGCGACUUAUGCCAAAAGGAAGCAUGGGAUAAUGAAGAAAGCUAAUGAGCUUUCUAUCCUAUGUGAUGUAGAAAUUACCCUCCUUAUGUUCUCCCCAACUAACAAACCUUCCCUAUGCAUUGGGAAGCGCAGCAGCAUUGAGGAGAUCAUUGAAAAGUUUGCUCAACUAACUCCGCAGGAACAGGCCAAAAGGAAGUUGGAAAGCCUUGAAGCACUGAAGAAAACUUUCAAGAAGUUGGACCAUGAUGUAAAUAUUCAUGAAUUUCUGGGUACAAGUUCGCAAACAAUAGAGGACCUGACCAACCAAGCAAGGCUAUUGCAGACCCGGCUUUCUGAAAUACAGAGGAGACUGAGUUGUUGGACUGACAUAGACAAGAUCAACAAUGUUGAUCAUUUGGGGCAAAUGGAAGAUUCACUGAAAGAAUCUAUAAAUCAAAUUCGAGCCCAUAAGGAAAAUUUAGGAAAGCAGCAGCUUUUACCAUUAGAAUGCACAAGUCAGUUCCAAAAGGAAAUGCAUGUACCCUUAAGAAUGGGCAUUGAGCAACAGCUCCAAUCUCUUGCAUUGAUGCCUAACAAUGACGGUAGACCCAUAGCAUUACCAGAGGACCCAAAUUUGAUACCCCAUAGGCGAGUCGAGUUUCUAGAAAUCUUAAAGUUGAUGUUUAAGGUCUUCCAUAAUGUAUUAUGAUGUUGAUUUCUUAAUUACCAGGGAUGUGGAGUGUUCCGCAAGUUCCUCCUUUGGUAGUUAUUCGGGUUACUUCAGCAC